GCGCGGGGCGGGCCCGUCCCCUCCCCCGCCGCUGCCGCCGCCGCCGCCGCGCUGGGAGCCCCCACUCCCCAGUCGCCGUCCUCGUCGCUCGCUCCGUGCCUCCCCGCGGGCCGCUCUCCCGUUCUGACGAUGGCGCGUGGCGGCCGUGACCGCCUCCUGGGGCUCGCCCUGGGGCUGCUGCUGGCGCUGGCGCUGGCGCCCGGGGCGCUGCGGGCCAAACCCACGGUGCGCAAGGAGCGCGUGGUGCGGCCCGACUCGGAGCUGGGCGAGCGGCCGGCCGAGGACAACCAGAGCUUCCAGUACGACCACGAGGCCUUCCUGGGCAAAGAGGACUCCAAGACCUUCGACCAGCUCACCUCGGAGGAGAGCAAGGAGAGGCUGGGGAAGAUUGUUGACCGAAUUGACAAUGAUGGGGAUGGCUUUGUUACUACUGAGGAGCUGAAAACUUGGAUCAAGCGAGUGCAGAGAAGAUACAUCUACGAUAAUGUCGCUAAAGUCUGGAAGGAUUAUGAUCGGGACAAAGAUGAUAAAAUUUCCUGGGAAGAAUACAAACAAGCCACCUAUGGUUACUACCUAGGAAACCCUGAAGAGUUUCAAGAUCCUUUAGAUCAUAACACCUUUAAAAAGAUGCUGCCACGUGAUGAGAGAAGGUUCAAGGCUGCAGACCUCGAUGGUGACCAGAUAGCCACUCGGGAGGAGUUCACCGCCUUUUUGCACCCUGAGGAGUUUGAGCAUAUGAAGGAAAUUGUGGUUUUGGAAACUCUGGAGGACAUCGACAAGAAUGGGGAUGGGUUUCUGGAUCAGGACGAGUAUAUUGCGGAUAUGUUUUCCCACGAGGAGAACGGCCCUGAGCCUGACUGGGUUGUGUCAGAACGGGAGCAGUUUAAUGAGUUCCGGGAUCUGAACAAGGAUGGGAAGUUGGACAAAGAUGAGAUUCGCCACUGGAUCCUCCCUCAGGACUAUGACCAUGCUCAGGCCGAGGCCAGGCACCUGGUGUAUGAGUCAGACAAAAACAAGGAUGAAAAGCUAACUAAAGAGGAGAUAUUAGACAACUGGAACAUGUUUGUCGGAAGCCAAGCUACCAAUUAUGGGGAAGAUCUCACAAAAAAUCAUGAUGAACUUUGAUACAUACAGCAGACUAUGGGAGGCUUUCUUUUCAUGUCUGGGAUGGUUGCUACAGUUGUCUCAUUUACAAAAAAAGCAAAUUUAUAACCUCAGAUUGGGGUUAAAAUUGUUUUUCACUCAGUAUUUACUGGAAAAUCAUUAUUGCUAUUCUUUCAGUGAGACUUCUCUCCAAACACAUUAAAACCUGGGUAAAUUGCUAUGGGGAUACUUGCUAAAACAUGAUUUUUUAGCUUUUUCCAUUAAACGUAGACUAAAGGGGAAGAAAAUUUGAAAGAGCCCCUAUAUUCAGAAGUUGGGUGGGUUAGGGGCAAUAUAUGAAGCGACUGCUAUGUUAUUUUAACCGCACGUUUUUUGCAUUUGCCACUGUUGAACGGCUGAUGAGAGAAAGUUCUGAUGAAACUACAGUGGUGUCCUCCUGUGUAGGCUUAUUUCAGAGCACGUCUAAUAUUCCAGAUUCUUUCUUCUUGACUUUGUACUCUGAGCUGUCACUGUAAAUGGUAUAUAAAACCUCCGUGCAUUUUUCUGCACGGACCUGCUAAUGUGCACAACAAAUCCCUAUCUUUGUGCUUUUUGUUUUUACAUUAAGAAGCAAUCAAGAAAGAUAAUGUGAAAAAGAAAGGAAUUUUAGAGGUAGGGAAAACAUGAAUGCCAGGCAUUCAAAGAGCUAUAGGAAAAUGAUAAACACUUUAUUUUACUUGAGAACAUUUUCUUGACAUGUAAAUGAGGUAGGUCUGAUCUUUGAAAAAUGAAUAGAAAUACCAUCCAUUUCCUCACUGAUCACCAGUAGGAAUGAGGCUGUGGGGUCCUGGGGAAGCGCAGCGUGCGGAGCUCGAGCUCUGGAACCCGCGCCGUCUGGUCCCCGUGAAGCUGCGACCCUUGGAUCUGCCCCCCGGGACUAUACACCGUGGAAUGAGGACACGAUGAUGUUCCAGGCCAUUGGCUGAACUGGUAGAAACAACUUUUACAGGUUGACAUUUCACCUUGUAAGUAGCAAGUGAACAAAAUAAAGGAUCCCGCUGAGGAUUUUCUACUGUG
Molecule: messenger RNA, 2160 nt
Organism: Panthera uncia (snow leopard)
Lineage: Eukaryota; Metazoa; Chordata; Mammalia; Carnivora; Felidae
Gene: RCN1
Product: reticulocalbin 1
Exons: 6
Coding region: 130-1125 (331 amino acids)
Cellular component (GO): endoplasmic reticulum
Molecular function (GO): calcium ion binding
Source: RefSeq, a predicted model, not a curated record